AUGGAGCAGCAAAAAGACAAAGCCGAAUCUGAAGGGAACGACCAGUCCCUGCCAACUCCUGGGACCCAGUUGCGGACCCCAGGGACCAUCCCAGCCCUGCCACCAUGGCUCCUGGGUACCUCCAACCCAGCGCAGAUGGGUCUCCCUGAGCACCUGGCCUCGGUGACCGUCCCCAUCCGCCUGGACACCCUUUCGUACCUCCUGCACAGCGCUCUGAUGGGGACCUACAGUCUCUACCAGUCCCUGCCCUCCUGCCCCUGUGCCUCCCAGCCAGGCCACGGCCAGCCGGCCACGGCCAGCUGCCCCCCCACACCCCGGGGCCGAGGCCGGGGCCGGGGCUGGGCCCGUGGAGGGCGGGGGGUCCAACACAGGCCUGCUCCCAGCCAGGGCCAGCCGCGGUGGGGGGUUGAGGAUGCUGAGCAGCCAAAGAGGAGCGGGGCUUGGGAUGACGGGGCUGUCCCCAAGGUCCCCAGGAUGGCAGCCCCGGCCCAGGAUGACAAGGAAUCCAGAGAUCCAGAGCCAGUCACAAACCCCUGGCCCGCGGCUGAGGACUGGGAGUCUGAGUCAUAG
Molecule: messenger RNA, 570 nt
Organism: Dipodomys ordii (Ord's kangaroo rat)
Lineage: Eukaryota; Metazoa; Chordata; Mammalia; Rodentia; Heteromyidae
Gene: CUNH19orf84
Product: chromosome unknown open reading frame, human C19orf84
Exons: 2
Coding region: 1-570 (189 amino acids)
Source: RefSeq, a predicted model, not a curated record